Messenger RNA from Xenia sp. Carnegie-2017, 1185 nucleotides. RefSeq names its product transmembrane emp24 domain-containing protein 10-like. Lineage: Eukaryota; Metazoa; Cnidaria; Anthozoa; Malacalcyonacea; Xeniidae. The transcript is spliced from 5 exons. Gene Ontology annotation, biological process: intracellular protein transport; Golgi organization; endoplasmic reticulum to Golgi vesicle-mediated transport. The record is from RefSeq and is a predicted model, not a curated record. The coding region runs from base 121 to 744 and encodes 207 amino acids. Gene Ontology annotation, cellular component: endoplasmic reticulum; COPII-coated ER to Golgi transport vesicle; endoplasmic reticulum-Golgi intermediate compartment.
UUUUGUGCCACGUUUCGUUGCACAUCUUUAUUGUAUAUUUUAAUUAUUAUUUUAUUAUAUAUUGUAUACAUUUAUAGUUUUGUCGAAGUAAUAUCUCAAACUGAUUUUGACGUUCUAUAAAUGGAUAAGAUAUUGUGUAUUUUAUUGCUGGUUCUCGUUAUUUUUGAUGAAAUCCCUCCGGGAAAUUCACUGGCCUUUACGCUUCCAUCUGGUACAACUAAGUGCCUGAAAGAAGAAUUACACAAAGAUGUUCUAGUAACUGGGUCUUAUCAACUAUCUGAAGCUAAUCAAAAAACGCAUUUGACGGUAACAGAUUCAAAAGGCCAUGUGCUGUUUAAGAAAGAUGAUGCAACCAAAGGAAAAUUUGCAUUUACAACAGAAGACUAUGAAAUGUAUAAAAUAUGCUUCCAAAGUGAAGGUAAUGCAGGGACUGGGAUGGAUAGAGAGGUAACUCUGGUGUUGAAACAUGGUGCAGAGGCAAAAGAUUAUGAGAAGAUGGCAACUGCUGAGAAAAUGAAACCUUUGGAAGUAGAGUUGAAACGUCUUGAAGAUCUUGCCGAAGACAUUGUAAAUGAUUUUGCAUACAUGAGGCAGCGUGAACAAGAAAUGAGGGACACCAAUGAGUCCACACAUUCCAGAGUUCUUUACUUCAGUGUAUUUUCAAUGCUCUGUUUACUGGGAUUGGCAACGUGGCAGGUGUUUUAUUUGCGUCGAUUCUUUAUCUCCAAGAAGUUGAUUGAGUAAACAUAUUUUGUAAUUGCAAAAGUCAUAUACAUUUGCAUUGUAUAAUGUUGUGAUGUUUGUCAUCUCCUCAGCAAGAUCAUUGCUUGAGAUGAUAUAAUUGAAAAUCAUUCUGUUUAUUUUACUAUGAAAUAAUAUGGUCACGUUGUUGUUUAACUGAACAGCUAUCUACCUUUAAGUAGACAUGUCUAUAAUUUUGCAUGAAGCUAAAUUUUACAAUCAUGUGUUAUGGAGAUAAGGUCCCACAUUUUAGAACUAUAGUAAUGAGCUUUUUUAAUCUUGUGUGGGAAGAUUGGUAUUUGUUGAAUUGCUUGCUUUAAAUUUUGGCAUAACUUAGCAUUCAAAUUAUAUUCAAUUCAUUGUUCUACUGUUAAGUACAGUGUCAAAACAAACAGAUUGCAAACCCAGUAAACUUUAACAUUAAAUAAAUUAGUUGUGAAAUCA